AUGGCUCGAACUAAACGGAAGAGGACUCGCGCGGAGAUUGAACAGGCGUGGAGGGACUAUCAGCUCGCAAACGGCCCCCCAAGUGAACGCGAAGAACCCGCUGCAAAGCAGCGAAGGCGCAGUCGGAUAAGUAGCCACAAGACCAGAUUAAACAGAGAAUUAGCUGCUUUAGAAGAUGGUGGAAGCCGUCUUGAAAGUGUCGCCCCUCGCACUACAAAUGAGCAGAGCGUGCGUGCCUACAACGCGGCACAGCAGCGCGCGCGUCGGGCAGGACUGCCACAGGUCACACGCGAUGCAGAGCGUGAACGCCACUCCAUUCGGCAGCGUGUGGCGCGAGCAAGCCUCUCGGAAGACUAG
Phytophthora sojae is the source of this 357-nucleotide messenger RNA. RefSeq lists its product as hypothetical. The transcript has a single exon. Lineage: Eukaryota; Oomycota; Peronosporomycetes; Peronosporales; Peronosporaceae. The record is from RefSeq and is a predicted model, not a curated record. The coding region runs from base 1 to 357 and encodes 118 amino acids.